Messenger RNA from Saccostrea echinata, 502 nucleotides. RefSeq lists its product as uncharacterized. The record is from RefSeq and is a predicted model, not a curated record. The coding region runs from base 68 to 364 and encodes 98 amino acids. The transcript is spliced from 4 exons. NCBI's taxonomy places the organism in Eukaryota, Metazoa, Mollusca, Bivalvia, Ostreida, Ostreidae. Gene Ontology annotation, cellular component: mitochondrion; respiratory chain complex IV.
AUUACUUUUCAAAGUCGCCAUCCGACCUCCAUCUUCAGAAUUUUUUGAGAUUUUGUCACAAGGCAGUAUGACACAAAUCAUUAGAGAUUUCUCUGGCAUGUAUGCUGAAAAUGCAAAGAAGAAUGAUAAAGAAGCAGAAAAGAUUUUGUCCACUGCCAAAUUUGAUGCAAGAUUUCAACUCUGCAACCAGGACAAGUUAUGCUGGCAGAACUACGUGGAUUAUCAUAGGUGUAUAAAAAAGAAAGGAGAGGAUUAUGAACCCUGUAACUGGUUCAAGAAACAGUAUACAUCCAUCUGCCCUAGCUUCUGGACUGAGAGAUGGGAUGAUGCACUUGAAAAUGGAGCGUUCCCGGCCAAGAUAUAAGAGUGAUCAAUUAAUAGUGACAUUUUUAGUAAUACAUAUAUUCCACCUCCACUCUCAGGAGAUGUUAUUUAACCAUUUUGUUUGGGGAUGUAAAGCAAGCUAUUGAAAGUUUAAUAAAACUUGAUACAGUUGAGAGAA